CUUCACCACUUCCAAUGUCGUCGUUGCAACUUUUAACACUUCUUCUUCUCAUAUCAACUGUCUCUAUCCCCGUCGUGACUUGCAGACAAUGGUGUACGCCAAUGCCUAAUACCUCAGAUGAGCAGUUACAAGCCAACAUUGAUUUUGCUUGCAGCAACGGCGUCGAUUGUACACCGAUCCAACCCGGUGGGAAUUGUUACAACCCUAAUACUUUAUUUGACCAUGCAUCGUAUGUCAUGAACGCUUAUUAUCAUAGCCAUGGCCGUGUCGAAGAUGCGUGUAGGUUCAACCGUAGUGGUUGUUUUGUUGUUGUCGACCCAAGUAAAGACUCAUGUGUCUACUAUACUUAAAUAAAGAAAACUCUUUGCGACUGUAUUAAGAUUGUGCUAUUGAUUGUUUAUAUCUAAUAUGGAUUUUAUUUUGUGUUAUUGUAUACAGUAAUACCCAAACUAAAUUAUAAUUU
Arabidopsis thaliana (thale cress) is the source of this 463-nucleotide messenger RNA. Its product is annotated as Carbohydrate-binding X8 domain superfamily protein. The record is from RefSeq and is marked reviewed. Bases 15 to 350 code for a protein of 111 amino acids. NCBI's taxonomy places the organism in Eukaryota, Viridiplantae, Streptophyta, Magnoliopsida, Brassicales, Brassicaceae. Gene Ontology annotation, cellular component: membrane; plasma membrane. The transcript has a single exon.